UCAAAUUAAACUAGUUUUACAAGUUAUUUUAACAGGUGAAAUCCGUAGAAAAUUCUCCUAAAUGUUUUUUCUAUUAUCUGAUUUGUAUUUUUUUUAAAAUAUAAAUAAUAAAUAAAUUUUCCAAUUUUAAAAUUUAAAUAAAUAAAUUAUCCAAACCAAAACAACAGUUUUAAAAAAUAAAAUAAAUAAAAUAAAUAAAUAAACCGAAGUAACUGUAAAUGGAUUGAGGCAAAUAACCGUCAAGCCGCCACAAUAACCCACUCUUCUCCCUACAUAACCCACUCACCCCUCCCACUUCCAAUUUUUCCACUCUUCUUCUUCUUCUUCUUCUUCUUCUUCUUCUUCUUCAUCGCCCUCCUCUAUUCAAUUCCAACUCCCAUCUUUUCAGUUAUUUUCCGACAGCAUUUAACCCCUCUUCCAAAUUACACAUUCCCCCUUCCAUGGACGAUACUCCUCUUCCACCACCACUGCCACUACCGCAGUCGCAACUGCAAAUUCAACCGCACCCGCAACUGCAACCAGUACCUCUCUCGGUGGCUCCUCCCAUUCAAAUUCCUUACGUUCACAAUCACCAAAAUAUACAACUUCCUUUCCUUCCUCCCACCACGCCAACCUCCUCCUCCUCCCCAACUGCCUCCCUCCGAAAGAAACGCCGCUCUAAACUCCUCCGCAUUGACACUGCCACUGCGGCCCCCAAGAAACCUGAGCCCUCGACCACAGAGAUCACUCCACCAUGCACUGAGUGUGGGAAAACGUUUUGGUCCUGGAAGGCUCUCUUUGGUCAUAUGCGCUGCCACCCUGAACGUCAGUGGCGUGGCAUUAACCCCCCACCACACCUCCGUCAGCGCCCUACACCUCCUCCUACCCCUAGCACCACUGAUGACCGAGAGGUCGCUGCUAGCCUCCUCUUGCUCGCCGCUGGCCCCACAUCUCCUGACUUCGCAACAACCUCCAUGGCUAGGUUUGAGUGCUCUAGUUGCAAGAAGACUUUUGGGUCUCACCAGGCGCUUGGUGGCCACCGCGCCAGCCAUAAGAAUGUCAAGGGAUGCUUUGCCAUCACCAAGGAUUCCACCGAUCACGUUGAGGAUGAUCACUUCAUGACCAUGCAAAGUGGUCCGAGUCAUGACGAAGGGAUUGGGCUGAGCCUAUCUUUGGGCUUGGGGUUAGGCUUAGGAGUGGGUCACAACAUUCACAAGUGUGGGGUUUGUUUGAAGGUCUUUCCUACUGGGCAGGCCUUGGGUGGACAUAUGAGGUGUCACUGGGAAAAGAGUGAGGAUCAACCAUCGCCAUCACCAUUGUCUUUUGGGCUUUCUAUUGGGUCAGAUUCAAGGCCCAUUAAGCCCCAAAGUGGUAUCGAUCUUAACCUGCCCGCUCAACAUCUUGUGGAUGCUUCUUCUUCCUCUGUUGGUUCUUCUAAUAAUAUGCAAUUAGAGCUGAGCUUAGCAAUAUAAUAAUAAUAAGGUGUGUUAUUAUUGAUUGUUGUAAUACUAAUUAAUUAAUGACUUACUUGUCACAUCUUCUUCAAGUGUGUGAAAGACUAACUAUUUUUACUGUGUGGUGUGUGUUUCAUGAAAACAUAUAUAAACUCAUUGUUUUAGGUUUGGGUUCAUGUAAUAUUUCAUUUGACACAACGCUUCAAUCAUCAUAAUAUUAUUACUCA
Spinacia oleracea (spinach) is the source of this 1660-nucleotide messenger RNA. Its product is annotated as zinc finger protein ZAT3-like. The record is from RefSeq and is a predicted model, not a curated record. Lineage: Eukaryota; Viridiplantae; Streptophyta; Magnoliopsida; Caryophyllales; Amaranthaceae. The transcript has a single exon. The coding region runs from base 441 to 1451 and encodes 336 amino acids.